This is a messenger RNA of Cotesia congregata, 1950 nucleotides long. NCBI's taxonomy places the organism in Eukaryota, Metazoa, Arthropoda, Insecta, Hymenoptera, Braconidae. The record is from the annotation of a GenBank genome assembly.
AUGAGCAAGCGACAAGCUGAUUCACCUCUGGAUCUUGAUUUUCUAAAAAGAAAAUUAAAGAAAUAUCAAAAUUUAAUAGAUGAAUUGUCAACUGACAAACAUGAAAGUGACAUAUCUGUCAGAUCAGAUGACGAAGAUCAUUAUUGUCUUGUAGCUUCAGUUCAUGAUGAAUUAUCUGAGUCUGAUCUUGAAAAGAAGACCGUUCCCAAAACGGAUUCCGGUAGCAAGGUUCCUCGUACUCCACAAGACAAUGACACCAAUAAUUCUGAAAUUAUUGAACUACCGGAGAAGGCUCGGGAUCUUCUUGGGGUUGAAAAGCUUUCGAGUUCCAUCCUGAGCUUGUCGCGUGUUGGAAGGAGACUCUCAAAGGGGAUGGAAACCUCUACAAAAAAGGAAAUUUUAGAAAAAUAUCCUGAUAAAUGUAAUAUUAACCUAAAAGCUCCGAUUUUGAAUCCAGAGCUUUUGCCGUUGCUUCACAAGUCUGCUGUUGGCAGAUAUAAGCAUCUCGCGUCAAACCAAAAUCUCUGUGGCCUUUCCUUGGUUAGUCUCGGGAAAGCGCUGUGUGCUAUGUUCUCCGAUGAUGAAGAACCGUUGGAGAAGGAUGACAUCUUAGAGUUGCUGUGUGACUCCAGUAACAUUAUGUGUGAAUUAAUGUUUCAACUGGAAAAGGCUCGUAAAACUCAUGUCUAUCAGUACGUGGAGUCUAAACGCAAGACUGUUUUAGAAGAAUCUGUCACUGACGAGUUUUUAUUCGGCAAGAAUCUUUCUAAAAGGAUCAAAGAUUCUUCUACGGUUGAAAAAGCAGGUUUAACCUUGAAAUCCCAACCCGAGCAGAAGACUUUUGUUUCACGGAAGCGUUUUUUAAACUGGAAGAGCCCGGCUACGUCGCGAGGUGGCCCGUCCCAGUCGGGCUUCAACCGGAAACCAUUCCAGAAAUUUGGCCAGUUCAAUCGAUCGACACCACCACAAACUCGAUCUCUGAGCAAAUCCAAGGGCUAUCAGUCCCAAUCAAACAACACGAACCGCGAAAUUAACCCUGAUGGCAGGAAGAUUAUCUGCGAAGCAUUCAAGUUGAAAGGAGUAAAAGAAGAGUCUGUUAGUCUUCUCCUCAACUCGAUUACUGAAUCCACUCUUAAACAAUACAAUAAACCUAUUGUAGAUUGGUAUUAUUUUUGCAAAUCUCAAGACUUGAACUUAUACAAGCCAACUGAGGGUCAAGUUGCGGACUGGUUGUCUGGAAAAUUUCAUCAAGGUGCUUCUUAUAGUUCUCUCAAUACUUGUCGUUCGGCUCUUUCUUUAAUUUGUAGAGAAUAUAUUGGACAGAGUCCUUUAUUAUCUCGUCUGUUAAAAGGGAUUUAUAAAGAAAAACCCAGUAAACCUAAGAACAAUAAAAUUUACAGUCUUGAUCCGGUUAUUAAUAAAUUAGAACAAAUGAGUCCGCUCAGUGUUCUUAGUUUACCAGAAUUAACUAACAAGUUAUUAAUGUCAAUGGCCUUAAUUACGGCGCAUCGUAAACAAACUCUAUCACUUAUUAAACGAUCAAAUAUUAAAAAAGUUCAGAACGGUUAUGAAAUUCAAAUUCCGGAUUUUAUUAAGACGUCAAGACGUAGUCAUCAUCAAUCUCUUUUUAUUCUUCCUCGGUUUCCUAAAAAUAAAAAUUUGUGUGUUGCUUCAAUGUUAGAAGCUUAUUUAAAAGUUACAUCUGAUUUGUUGAUCAAUGACAAAAUAGAAGCUUUAUUUAUUACAACAAGACAACUUUUUAGAGCAGCUUCAAAAGAUUCUUUGAGAAGAUGGUUGAAAAUGUUCUUAUUUAACUGUGGUAUAUCAAGUGAAUAUACUCCUCACAGCAUCAGACAUGCUUCUACAUCAUCAGCUUUAGCUAAAGGAGUCGAUUUCUCCGUUAUCAAGAAUCUUGCUAGCUGGUCAGAAAACUCAAAGGUUUUUGUGUAA